Molecule: messenger RNA, 1395 nt
Organism: Eucalyptus grandis
Lineage: Eukaryota; Viridiplantae; Streptophyta; Magnoliopsida; Myrtales; Myrtaceae
Product: probable aldo-keto reductase 1
Exons: 7
Coding region: 74-1129 (351 amino acids)
Cellular component (GO): cytoplasm
Source: RefSeq, a predicted model, not a curated record
AAAUAUGCACGAAAUAUAACGAUCACGAAACCAGAAAAUACAGCAAGUAACAACUUCAAGAUAUCAUCCGAAGAUGGCUGAGCAUCAGGGGGUUCAGAUUCCGCGAGUGAAACUCGGAACUCAGGGUCUUGAGGUUUCGAAGUUGGGUUUUGGCUGCAUGGGACUCACGGGCUUUUACGAUGAUCCUGUCCCGGAGGAAGUCGGCAUUUCAAUCAUCACCGACGCCUUCGCCAAGGGGAUAACAUUCUUCGACACGUCAGAUAUAUAUGGACCCAAAAUCAAUGAGAUUCUUGUUGGAAAGGCAUUGAAGAAGUUGCCCCGGGAGGAGGUGCAGCUAGCCACCAAAUUCGGUGCUGUGAAAAUUGAAGUGAACAAUCUCGUGAUCAAGGGGACGCCAGAAUAUGCCCGUUCAUGUUGUGAGUCAAGCCUCGAGCGCCUUGGUGUUGAAUAUAUUGACCUCUAUUAUGUGCAUCGAAUUGACACAUCAACCCCGAUAGAGGAAACUAUGGGAGAACUGAAGAAGUUGGUGGAAGAAGGAAAAGUCAAGUAUAUCGGCCUGUCGGAAGCUAGCCCUGACACCAUACGGAGAGCGCACGCAGUUCAUCCCAUCACGGCCUUACAGAUGGAGUGGUCGCUCUGGACUCGCGAAAUCGAGCAAGAAAUUGUCCCGCUCUGCAGGGAGCUCGGAAUUGGCAUCGUUCCGUAUAGCCCUCUCGGUCGUGGGUUCUUCGGGGGCAAGGGAGUCACAGAAACUGUGCCUGCAAAUAGUUUUAUGGGAAUGACAUUUCCUAGGUUUCAAGCAGGGAAUAUGGACAAAAACAGGGUUGUUUAUGCUCGAAUGGAGAAGUUAGCGAAAAAGCACAACUGCACCCCUAUACAGCUUGCCCUCGCAUGGGUUCUCCAUCAAGGAGGUGAUGUUGUCCCUAUACCUGGAACAACGAAAAUCAAGAAUCUCGAUGUCAACAUUGGUUCCUUGAGAGUGAAGCUUACAGAGGAAGACGUGAAAGAGAUCUCAGAUGCUGUGCCAAUUGAUGACAUUGCCGGCGACAGAGUCAGUGAGCACUUUGUCCGCUGCUUGUGGAAGUACGCGAACACGCCCCCGAGAGAUGGGAAACCGUCGGCUAACUAGACUUCUCUUGAGUGUGGUGAUGAAGCAAUGUUGGGCUCUCUGCUCUCUUUUGCUCCGUGAAACUGCUGCCAGAAAAUAAAACUCAGAAUAGCUUGAAUAAGAAUAAAACCAAAUUAGGCAAUUCUAAGUCAUUGGCUUCUUUUGUACUCAUGAAGCAUUUGUUCGCUGGUUGUUCUUCUCUAAUACAAUAAGGUGCCAGAUAUCAAAAUGUCAUAUUCAUUCUACUGAACUGACAAUGAACUCAAAACCGCCUGGACGAAGUUGUC